AUGUCAGGCCCAUCUCGCGGCGCUGCCGGCAACGCCCUUAGCGACUUUGUCGAGCACGUCGCCAAUCAAGCAGCAGCCCGACAUCGCACCCGAGCCGGCUCAACUUCCAAACCCGCUGGAACUGCCCCACCGAAGCUCACUUCCACGGGUACAAACAAGUCACUAGAGGAAGCGGUUGACGAAUUAAGUUUCAUCGAUGACCUAGGUCUUAACACUGACGACGGUCCUAGAGUGAAGCUUCGAGAUCAGCUGUUGGGGAACGAACCAGGACUUGAUGGUUUGUUAAGAAGACGAUUGGAGGAAGGAAGGGGAGAGGCGUUGUUUGAAGUUGGAUAUGAGGAUAAUGGAGAUUCAAUGGGGUUUUCGAAGGAAGAGUAUGAGAAAGCCUAUGAGAAUGUUGUAGGGUGUUUGGGAGGACUGAGCGCCCAGUGUGCGGUUUUGCAGACAGCAAAUGUUGAUGAGAAGGCUGAGGAGGUUCCAGGUGAUGGGAAGGGAGCUAGGAGUAAAUUGAUGGUCAGAAUUGUUCCGAAAAGUAUGGAAGAGCUGUUGGAGAUUAGAGUGGCUGUUGUUGGGAAUGUCGAUGCUGGAAAAUCCACAAUGUUGGGUGUUCUGGUCAAGGGACAGCUUGAUGAUGGACGUGGGAAGGCUCGAGUUAACCUGUUCCGACACAAGCACGAAAUCGAGAGCGGAAGAACUUCCAGUGUUGGAAUGGAGAUUAUGGGAUUCGAUUCUCAGUCUCAGAUUGUAACAAGUCAGGCUGGCAGGAAGUUGACUUGGGAAGAAAUAGGAAAGAAAUCCGCCAAAGUCAUCGCCUUCACCGAUCUUGCUGGACACGAGAAGUACCUACGAACUACAGUCUUCGGUCUUCUAGGAACCUCCCCGGACUACUGCUUGCUCAUGGUGGCAGCCAAUAACGGUUUGAUCGGAAUGAGUAAAGAGCACUUGGGUAUCGCCGUCGCUUUGAACGUCCCCAUCAUGGUAGUCAUCACCAAAAUUGACAUGACUCCACCAAACAUUCUCGCCCAGACCGUCAACCAGAUCACUAAAAUCCUCAAGUCCGGCGGUGCCCGUAAAAUCCCCAUCUUCAUCAAGUCGAAAGAUGAGGCUAUCUCUACCGCUACUCACUUCGUCAGCGAUAGGAUUUGCCCUAUCUUCCAAGUUUCGAACGUCACGGGUGAAGGAUUGGAUUUUGUCAGAACUUUUUUGAAUAUCCUCCCCUACCACGGACAAUUCGACCAAAACGCACCAUUCGAGUUCUACGUUAAUGACACUUUCUCAGUGCCGUUCGUUGGAACCGUCGUGUCUGGUGUCGUCAAAAGCGGCAUUAUUCAUACCGGGGAUCCUAUUUUGAUUGGACCAGACAGCCUAGGGAAUUUCAUCUCGACACAAAUUCGAUCUAUCGAGAGGAAACGAAUAAGUGUUCCACUUGUCACGGCUGGACAGAGUGCUUCAUUCGCUUUGAGGCGGGUACGACGACGUGAUGUCAGGAAAGGCAUGGUGGUCCUCCCGAAGACGGAUGACCCACCACCAAAAGCUUCUAGACAGUUUGUCGCUGAGGUGAUGAUCUUAAGUCACGCUACGACUAUCAGGAAACGCUACCAGGCCAUGUUGCAUGUUGGGCCGGUUUCGCAGACUUGUAGUAUCAUUGACCUCGAUCGUGAAACCGUGCGAACUGGUGAUCGAGCAUUAGUUGCAUUUAAGUUCGUCCAGAGACCGGAAUAUAUCCUUCCAGGUGACAAACUUCUAUUCCGAGAAGGCCGAACAAAAGGUUUGGGUGUCGUCAAAGAAAUCGACUAUGACGAGAACAAGCCCCUCAACCCGGGCUUGAAAGUUGAUGAAAUGACAAUAGAGGACGGAUCAGAUGACGAGAAGUUGACGAAGGAGCAGAAGGCGGAUUUGCACGGGAAGAGUGAGAAGAUGAAGUAUCAGACUGCCACGCCGAGUUCACCUCCGACAACGAGGAAGUAA
Molecule: messenger RNA, 1968 nt
Organism: Orbilia oligospora ATCC 24927
Lineage: Eukaryota; Fungi; Ascomycota; Orbiliomycetes; Orbiliales; Orbiliaceae
Exons: 5
Coding region: 1-1968 (655 amino acids)
Biological process (GO): translational elongation
Molecular function (GO): GTPase activity; translation elongation factor activity; GTP binding
Source: RefSeq, a predicted model, not a curated record